AUGUUCACUUUGCACCAUUUAUUUCUCCUACUGCACUUUUCUCUAUUUAAUUGUGCGAUCAGUAAUGCAUUCGUAUUGAGGACAACGGAUGUGAAGGUAGAAGAGCGCCUCAUUUAUGUGCAAGCUGUCUGGCGACAUGGUGAUCGCGCACCACAUCACUUGCCUUAUCCAAAUGAUCUGAACAAUGAGCACUCUUGGCCAAGAAAAUGGUCUCAGCUAACAAAUUUGGGAAUGAAACAACUAUAUCACUUGGGUAUUUUCUUCCGGAAGCGAUAUAACCGAUAUAUCGAGGAAUUCAAUCCGGAUGAUAUAAAAAUCGUAACAUCCUCGUGGAAUCGAGCGAUCGUUAGUGCUCAAGCUCUAUUGCGCGGAUUCUUUCCGGUUAACAAUACUAAUAUGCAAUGGUUAGAAGAUGAGCAAUGGCAACCAAUUCCUUUUCACAGCGAAAGCAUCGAACGGAGUGAACCUCUUCUUCAUUCGACCUCUCACUCUUGCUCACGUUAUGAUCAACUUGUAAGAAAUGACACUACGAUCGCUGAUGCGAUGAUGGAAAAAUAUGCUGAUGCUGUUCACUUCCUUGCAAAUGUCACUGGAAUUUAUGACAGAUUAAACUUUGGUCGAAUGGCUUCACUGAUUGAUAUUCAACGAGAGAUGAAUCAUCAACUUCCGCAACCAGAAUGGGUUCACCAAAAGUGGCCACAAUUUCAUAAUAUGCGCACUAUUGAUAUAAUUAAGGAAUUUAGUCGUAUGAGGCAAAUUUCGAAAUAUAAUACUUUUGAAAAAGCUCGACUUAAAGGUGGUUUGCUGCUUGGUGAAAUUCUGCAUCGAUUUCAGAACGUUUCAGCUGGGAUCAAA
Messenger RNA from Cercopithifilaria johnstoni, 855 nucleotides. The record is from the annotation of a GenBank genome assembly. NCBI's taxonomy places the organism in Eukaryota, Metazoa, Nematoda, Chromadorea, Rhabditida, Onchocercidae.